Molecule: messenger RNA, 2313 nt
Organism: Adineta ricciae
Lineage: Eukaryota; Metazoa; Rotifera; Eurotatoria; Adinetida; Adinetidae
Source: the annotation of a GenBank genome assembly
AUGGCUAUGUUUAAACUGUGUAGCACUUUAUUGAUUCAAAGCUUUUUAGUCUUCAUCAUAUAUUUCGUUAAUUUUGCUACAACAGCACCAGUAAACGACGAUUUGAGUACUGUACGAGAAAAUGUUCGUAAAAUAAUGCUUUGGCCUUCUCCGGAACAACUAUCUGAUGUUCUUGUACAAGCAAAAGCUAAUCUUAGCACCUUAAACUUUGAUACUUGUCAGUGGCCUGAUCUAAAUUAUACAACACGUGGCCCAGAAAACUGGGAUCCAGUUCUACAUAUGUUUCGUAUUGCGACAAUGACAGCAGCAUAUACUGCUCCAGGUGGACUCUCCAAUGAUACAAAACUAUCGUUGGGUAUUCAUUGUGCUCUAAAAGUAUGGAUUGAACAAGAUUGGCAAAAUCCCAAUUGGUGGUGGAAUUAUAUUCAAGAUCCACUGAUAGCUACCGGCAUUAUGAUGAUGUUAGGUGUGGAACGAAUGACCAAAUAUGAAAUUGAUGCCAUUGUGAAGAUGUCAUAUCGUGCCAAUUGGUGGAUUAAAGAUUGGGAAGGUGGUGCCAAUUUAGUUUGGGAAUUACAAAUACAGCUGUACUGCGGUUUAUCAACGUCAAAUUAUUCGGCGGUGUCACAAGCUUUUGAAGUGAUGUGGAAUACAGUACAAAUACAAAAUCUUACAACAAUGGGCAUACAAACAGAUUGGUCGUAUCAUUUUCAUGGUUCCCAAUUACUUCCAGCAGCAUACGGUGAUGCAUGGGCAACAAAUAUUCUCCAUUUUCACAUGGCCACACGUGGCACACAAUAUGCUCUGUCGAAAGAUCGUCUGGAAGUUUUCGGUCGAUUUUUAACAAGAGGCGAUGCCUGGUUUACGAUGGGUAGUGUAUGGGUGUGGUCUCUUAUCGGACGUAUUAUCGAUCGCGGUGUACACGCUUGGUACUCACAUUUGUUUCCAUCUGAUCAACUACGUGAACUAGCGAUGGAUAUGACAGAUAAUACGACUGCAGUUGCAUUAUGUGAAUAUGCUGGUCGUCUUGAGCAUGACCAUCGAACUGUACCUUUAAUUGGUAAUCGUCAUUUCUAUACAAGUGAUUUUCAAGUACAUCGACGAGUCAAUUGGACAGUAGCAUUAAAAAUGCAUUCUGCUCGUGUAAUAGCUACAGAAUGUGAUAACUACGAAAAUUUAAAAGGUGAACAUAUAGGCGAUGGAACAUUAAAUCUCUAUACGCGUGAUGCUCAAUAUGGUGGCGGUGAAGAAUAUGAAAACAUAUUCGCUUUACUUGAUUGGCAAGCUAUCAAUGGUAUUACCGUUGAAGCUGAUACACCGUUAGUCCAUUGUGAUCGAGGUAAAGUACCGAUGCUUAAUACAACAUUUGUUGGUGGUGUUAGUGAUGAUAUGUAUGGAGCAGCAUUAAUGGAUACUGCAACACGUAAUUUAACGGCGAAACGUUCAUGGCAUUUCUAUGAUACAUACAUCGUUGCAUUAGCAAAUGGUAUUCAAGAUAAUACAACUGCAUUAUUACAAACAGCUCUGGUGAGCCGAUUAUUACCUGCAGCUGAUACUUUAGCAGGAACACUAACAGUGCAAUGGAGUAAUGGUACGAGAAUGGUAUUACCUGAUGGUAUUUACACAUUUUCAUACGAUCAACCGCGUAUUUUAUGGUUUCACGCUGAUGGUACAGCUUGGACAGUUUUAGAAGAAUACCAAACAUUGAUGAUUGAUUGUCGUAAUAAAACUGGUAAUGUUGAUCAGAUAGGUCCAUGGGACUUUCAAAUGACUAGCCGUAUCCUGACUGCUGUCAUCAUUCAUGGACGAGGUCCCACAAUCGAACCAUUCUCUUACAAAUAUAUGAUUACACCCAAUAUUACUGUAGAGGAAAUGACUCGAUACUGGGAACGUUACUUAGUUCUAGGAAAUCAUGCACAAGCAUUGACUGUCACACAAAGUCAAGGCGAACCAUUGUAUCUUCACGGUACUUGUGAUCCAUUUCUUCAACGUGCUUCAGUUUUAUUAUUCGAUAAAAACUUCCUCAAUGGCAGCACCACGUAUUAUAAUUGUAGUAGCAUGUCACUUAGCAUUUAUUUGGAACAGCCAGGUGCUAUUUUAUUUAGUGAGAACGCCGAUAGUUUUACAAUUACAGCAGCACAUCCAACUGUUGCAACAGGUACAUUUGCUGUCAAUGUGAAUCGAGCAAGUAGUGCGACUAGCCAAUGUACAAAUAGUUGGAAUUUCGAAAACGGUACACGAGUUUUGAUUUCAUUACCUGGAGAUCCACAAUUACUCGGAAAAAGUGUAUCGGUUACAUGUACAAAAAGAUAA